This is a messenger RNA of Peromyscus maniculatus bairdii (prairie deer mouse), 3645 nucleotides long. RefSeq names its product NUMB like endocytic adaptor protein (gene Numbl). The record is from RefSeq and is a predicted model, not a curated record. Gene Ontology annotation, biological process: positive regulation of neurogenesis. NCBI's taxonomy places the organism in Eukaryota, Metazoa, Chordata, Mammalia, Rodentia, Cricetidae. Gene Ontology annotation, cellular component: cytoplasm.
ACAGGUAUGAGCUACCAUGUGGGGUGUUGGAGUUUGAACCUGGGUCCCCUGGAAGGUGUUUUAAGCUUCUGUGUGUGAGACUUUGAUAUUAGUGGGGCUGUGACUUUGUGUAUCUGUCCACAUAGGGUAGUGAUUGAUUAUAUGUGGCCACAUUCUUGUCUACGUGACUUGAAUCCUCAUGGAGACUGUUUCUCUGUGAUAGGGUAACAUGGUACUGCUGUGUAUGGGACACCAACAUGACAGAUGGCUGGGCACCAUCGGCACUGAUGCAGAGUGACACCAUCCACAACUGUGCUGUCAGAGGGCAGCCAUCCUUGGGCCCCUGGACCUUUGGCUGAUUGCAUGCUGUGUCUGUAAUGCUCGGGCUGUGGCUAUCAGUAUCUGCAAUGUGCGGCUGUGUAGAGAGUGGUUUAUACAUGACAGUGGUCGCCAUAGAGGAGUAUGCCGUGGCUGUGAUGACCAAAUGUGGGCAUGUCACUCGUCACGUGUGGCUCUGUGAAAGUGUGGAACCAAAAGGUGUGUUGAUGUAACUGGUACUGUUUGAGGCUGAAUGGCCUUCUGCAGCUACAGCUGGGUGUGACUGGGGUGACGAGCGGGGAGAACCGGACUUGGGAAGGCCAGUGUGCCUCAGUGCCUGUAGGCGUGGGAGUGUGUGCGGAUGUGAUUGUGUCACUGUAUGGGUGACCGAUCUGUGUUUCUACCUGGGGUGUGUGCCUCAGGAGACACAACUGUCAUGAGGAUGACAUGUAUCAACCUUAUGCGUGUGCCUGGCCCAGCUCAUUGUACAUAGCUAAGAAAAGGCGUGGACAGUAUCAGUUGUUGGUAUGAGCGGGUGCCUCUGUGGGCUGAGACACACAUGCAUGUGGACAAAUGGCCGUAGUAGAGCUGUGCGUGCCGGUGAACACAAACAUGUGGCCAGAUGCUAGUGACUGUUGUGUCAUAGGACCUGAGGUGUAUGGCUGUUAUGAUGUCUGUGUCAUAAAGUAUGCUGAGCUGUGACCAAAUGGCUGAGAAAACUGUUGGCUGCCAGGUGUGAGUGGCUGUUUGUGUAUAAUCCUGGACAUGACACUAGAGGGCACAGCCACUCACUUCACAUCAUCCCCGGUGGACCCAGGAGACCUGAUCAGCAUUCGUCCCCAGCCCCCUGUGGGGCCUCGGGGCCCCCUGAAACCUUCAGGACGGAGUCAGACGGGGCGGGCACCAUGAACAAGUUACGGCAGAGUCUGCGGCGGAGAAAGCCAGCCUAUGUGCCUGAGGCAUCGCGCCCACACCAGUGGCAGGCAGACGAGGAUGCGGUGCGCAAGGGCACGUGCAGCUUCCCUGUGAGGUACCUGGGCCACGUGGAGGUAGAGGAGUCCCGGGGGAUGCAUGUUUGUGAAGAUGCCGUGAAGAAGUUGAAGGCGAUGGGCCGGAAGUCUGUGAAGUCUGUGCUGUGGGUGUCAGCUGAUGGGCUCCGAGUGGUGGAUGACAAGACCAAGGACCUUCUUGUAGACCAGACCAUUGAGAAGGUCUCCUUCUGCGCUCCUGACCGAAACCUGGACAAGGCUUUCUCCUACAUAUGUCGUGAUGGCACCACACGCCGCUGGAUCUGCCACUGCUUCCUGGCACUCAAGGACUCCGGUGAGAGGCUGAGCCACGCUGUGGGUUGUGCAUUUGCCGCCUGCCUGGAAAGGAAGCAGCGACGGGAGAAGGAGUGUGGAGUCACGGCUGCCUUUGACGCCAGCCGCACCAGCUUCGCCCGAGAGGGCUCCUUCCGCCUGUCGGGUGGCGGCCGGCCCGCGGAGCGCGAGGCUGGGGACAAGAAGAAAGCAGAGGCAGCCGCUGCUCCCGCGGUGGCUCCUGGCCCUGCCCAGCCUGGGCAUGUGUCCCCGACACCAGCUACCACAUCCCCUGGUGAGAAGGGGGAGGCAGGCACCCCAGUGGCCGCAGGCACCACUGCUGCUGCCAUUCCCCGGCGCCAUGCACCUCUGGAGCAGCUGGUUCGCCAGGGAUCCUUUCGUGGGUUCCCAGCACUCAGCCAGAAGAACUCCCCCUUCAAACGUCAACUGAGCCUGCGGUUGAAUGAGCUGCCGUCGACACUGCAGCGCCGUACCGACUUCCAGGUGAAGGGCACAGUGCCUGAGAUGGAGCCUCCCGGUACCGGCGACAGUGAUGGCAUCAAUGCUCUGUGCACACAGAUCAGCUCAUCGUUCGCCAGUGCUGGAGCGCCAGCCUCAGGGCCACCGUCUGCCGCAACAGGGACUUCUGCCUGGGGUGAGCCCUCUGUACCCCCUGCCGCUGCCUUCCAGCCUGGGCACAAGCGGACACCUUCAGAGGCUGAGCGGUGGUUGGAGGAAGUAUCCCAGGUAGCUAAAGCGCAGCAGCAGCAGCAGCAGCAGCAGCAGCAGCAACAGCAGCAGCAACAGCAGCAAGCAGCCUCCAUGCCACCAAUGGCCGCCAUGGCCCCCACCCUUCCACCCUUUUCUGCCCCAGUGGGGCCCUUUGACACUGCAGCUGCCCAGGUGGCCGUGUUCCUGCCACCCACACACAUGCAGCCCCCGUUUGUGCCCGCCUACCCAGGCCUGGGUUAUCCACCCAUGCCCCGGGUGCCUGUGGUGGGCAUCACACCUUCACAGAUGGUGGCCAACGCCUUCUGCUCAGCUGCCCAGCUCCAGCCCCAACCUGCCACACUGCUUGGAAAAGCCGGGGCCUUCCCCCCACCUGCUGCACCCAGUGCCCCUGGUGGCCAGGCCCGUCCACGCCCCAAUGGGGCCCCUUGGCCCCCAGAGCCAGCGCCUGCCCCAGCCCCUGAGUUGGACCCCUUUGAGGCCCAGUGGGCAGCAUUAGAAGGCAAACCCGCUGUGGAGAAGCCCGCCAACCCUUUCUCGGGUGACUUGCAGAAGACCUUCGAGAUUGAACUGUAGCCCAAGUUGCCCUGCGCCCACUCCAUCAGCCCCAGGUGCACCACACCCGGGAGGGGAGGCCCAGCCUCUCCCCUGUUGCCGCUCCCCGGGCUGCGCCCCUCACCGCUCCCUUUAAGUCCUUCUCUCCGCCACCCCUCACAAACCACUACAGAACCAAUAUUGUGAUGCCUAGGUUGCACCAAGAUGGAAUUCAGGGAUGGACCCAGCCUGGCUAAGGGAACCGUUUCACUGCCGGACUUAGGCUGGCGAUGCCCCUUCCCUGGCCCCAGACACGGAAUGCCCUCGGUUCGAGCUACUUUCCCCAGUUUCUUCCACCUUCCAGUGUUGGGCAGGAUGGAGGAGGGUUGUCCCUUAGGGGCGCUUCUGGGCCCACCUCAAGUCCGGUCAUCCCCUCCCCGCCCCAUACACACAGCACAAGCCAAGGGCUUCCCCUCUGCCCACGCUGCGUUCACUGCCAAUGCUGUGCUUGCCCAGCCCCCUCCCCCAUUCGGGGGGCCAUGUCUUCCGGAGGGCCGAGGAAUCACGGGGUGGGGCCCGAUUGGGGACCCAGGAGAGGGGGAGGGGGGAGGGAUGAAGACGCUCAGUUACCUCAUGUUGGUGCCCGCUGGGGAAGGGUCCCAGAAGAAGAGGAAGGGGUGCCUGGCGGGUACUUUUCUAUCUUUUAUUUCCAGAUUUUUUUUGUAUCUAAACUUGCAGAUUUGUAUUAUACAAGGACAGCCAAUAAAGGAAGACUAUAAUGGUG